Messenger RNA from Magnolia sinica, 2082 nucleotides. Its product is annotated as phospholipase A1-Ibeta2, chloroplastic-like. The coding region runs from base 59 to 2002 and encodes 647 amino acids. Lineage: Eukaryota; Viridiplantae; Streptophyta; Magnoliopsida; Magnoliales; Magnoliaceae. The transcript has a single exon. The record is from RefSeq and is a predicted model, not a curated record. Gene Ontology annotation, biological process: lipid metabolic process. Gene Ontology annotation, molecular function: glycerophospholipase activity.
UCCAUCGCGACAUAGGGAAAACGAACUCGGAAAGUGCGCUCAUGGAACGUGCGUUUUAAUGACUCAAAAAAAAUGUCUUCUUUCAUCACAUCACGACAAUCCAAACGCGGCACUUUACGCAUCUCCGAGUAACCGUUUUGUCACAUUUCUUUUAAUUCCCGAACUUUCUCGACGUAUAUAUGCAUCCAAACUCUCCCAUCUGCACUACCAGCCAUUUCUCUCUCUCUCUCUCUCGCUCUCCCUCUCUACUUCUCUGACAGAUCCACAUCUGCACUAUUAUCCAUCUCUCUCUCUCUCCCCCUCCCUCCCUACCUCUCUCACCGAAUCAUAUCUGUACUGUCAUCCCUCUCUCUCUUUCUCACUCACUCACCGAAUCACUAUGCAGAUGGGAUCUACCCUUACGGCGUCGAGUCAACCCGGUUUUACGCUUGGCCGCACCAGUUCUAUCAAAUGUCGCGGACCAUCAUUAAAACCGCGACCGAAACCCCCUCGUAUGUCAACCCAAAUGAUAAAAAACUCGUUAUCAAUUGCGCCAGCAUUCAACCAAUUUUUUACCGGUGAGAAACUCAGCGAGUCGACUCGGAACCAUCUUGCUAACUUGGAAAAACUACUUGAGAAGAAAGCGCCUUUGUCUGACCCACAUACAAAAGAUUCCCUUGAGAUGCCUCAGGAAAAUAGAACAAGAGGUGUGCUUGACGGCCUGAGUCUUCCCAGAAUAUGGCCCGGAUGGAAGGGGGCAGACGAGAUGUCGCCACGGAAUCUUAACGAUCUACAGAGACUACUGUCCAAAUCGCCGGAAUAUUCCCCGAGGAAUAAUAUCGGGGACCGGUGGAAGGAAUAUCACGGUAGCAAUGACUGGGCUGGCCUGCUCGAUCCUCUCGACGAGAAUCUCCGGCGAGAGGUUAUCAGAUAUGGAGAGUUCGUCCAGGCCGCCUACCGCUCGUUCCAUGAGGAGCCUGCCACGUCAGCGGAAGGCGUCUCUACAGUGCACCACGUGGAAUUGCCGGAUAGAUCGUACAGGGUGACCAAAGAUCUGUAUGCCACGUCAUCCAUCGGGUUACCAGAAUGGGUGGACGACGUGGCUCCCAAUCUGGGAUGGAUGACCCAGCGGACCAGCAGGAUCGGAUACGUGGCAGUCUGUGAUGAUCCGAGGGAGAUCGCGAGGAUGGGCCGGCGGGACAUCGUGAUCGCGCUCCGUGGGACAUCCACGUGUCUUGAGUGGGCCGAGAACGUCAGGGACGUCCUUGUACCCAUCCCAGCAGAUGUGGGCUCCAGCGGCACGAAUCCAAAGGUAGAAUGCGGGUUCUGGAGCCUCUACAAGACUGGUGGGCCCCAAACGCCGAGUUUAUCAGAGGCCGUAGUGGAAGAGGUGCAGCGGCUCAUAAACCUAUACAAAGGCGAGCCACUCAGCAUUACUGUGAUCGGUCACAGCCUGGGUGCAGCCCUCUCCAUACUAGCCGCAGACGAGCUCAGCACGUGCUCCCCACACGUGCCACCAAUUGCUGUGUUCUCCUUCGGUGGUCCACGAGUUGGAAACCGACGGUUCGCCGACCGGGUCGAGAAAAACGGGGUAAAGGUACUGCGCAUCGUCAACGCUCAGGAUGUCAUCACAAGGGUCCCGGGCGUGUUCGCUAGUGAACAACUCGACCAGAAGCUCCGAGCUGGCGCCGGGAAUGUAGCCGGCAUGCUCGACAUGAUGGACGACAUGCCUUGGGCGUACUCGCACGUGGGAACCGAGCUGAGAGUAGACAGCAGGAGUUCACCUUACCUGAAGCCGGAUGCUGACAUGGCAUGUUGCCAUGACAUGGAGGCGUACCUACACUUAGUAGAUGGGUUCAUGGGUUCCGAUUGCCCAUUUAGGUCAAAUGCAAAGAGGAGUAUAGUGAGAUUAUUGCAUGAGCAAGGAUCUAACGUAAAGAAAUUGUAUACAAGGAAGGCCCUUACGUUGAAUCUAGAGAGGGUGGGAGCUCUAUCUCCAAGGUGCUUGCCAAGCCCUACAUGACUGAUCAUAUAUGUACAUGUCAUAACCAUUCAUUUCACAUGACCAUUUCGUUCUUUUAAUAGAAAUUGGACAUGAUGGUA